CAUCUACCUAUAAUUGUUCUCCUUUAUCAUUGCCAUUAGUUAUCAUUUUUAACGUGGUUUUGGGUUCCUCACUCGCGUUCCAACAAAGGUGUCCCAGGAUUUGCAGAGCACCAAAUCAGAAUCAUCGUUACUCUGCUUCCUCCAUUUUCUUCUUCUUCUUCUUCGAUUCAGUUUCACUCUCUCACACCAUGGCCACCGCUUCAGUGGCAUUUAAGUCCAGGGAGGAUCAUCGCAAACAGAUUGAGUUGGAGGAAGCACGUAAAGCUGGGCUUGCGCCAGCUGAGCUGGAUGAAGAUGGGAAGGAAAUCAACCCUCACAUUCCCCAGUAUAUGUCAUCUGCACCUUGGUAUCUUAAUGCUGAGAGACCUAGUUUGAAGCAUCAAAGAAAAUGGAAAUCUGAUCCCAAUUAUACCAAAUCAUGGUAUGACAGAGGUGCUAAAAUCUUUCAGGCAGACAAGUAUCGAAAAGGUGCAUGUGAGAACUGUGGGGCUAUGACACAUGAUUCUAAAUCAUGCAUGGAAAGACCACGGAAAGUGGGAGCAAAGUGGACAAACAAACACAUUGCCCCUGAUGAAAAGAUAGAAACUUUUGAGCUUGACUAUGAUGGUAAGCGGGACAGGUGGAAUGGUUAUGAUGCAUCAACUUAUGCUCGAGUCAUUGAGAGGUAUGAAGCUAGAGAUGAUGCUCGAAAGAAAUACUUGAAAGAACAGCAGCUGAAGAAAUUGGAGAAAAGCAACCAGAAUGGAGAGGAUGCUGCCAGUGACGAGGAUGAAGAGGAAGAUGAUUUAAGGGUAGAUGAGGCAAAGGUUGAUGAGAGCAAACAAAUGGACUUUGCAAAGGUUGAGAAGCGUGUGCGUACAACUGGUGGUGGAAGUACAGGAACUGUUAGGAACCUACGUAUUCGAGAGGAUACUGCAAAAUAUCUGCUUAAUCUUGAUGUCAAUUCUGCACACUAUGAUCCCAAGACCAGGUCCAUGCGUGAAGAUCCUCUUCCAGAUGCAGAUCCAAAUGAAAAGUUUUAUGAGGGUGAUAACCAAUAUAGAAAUAGUGGUCAAGCAUUGGAAUUCAAGGAACUAAACAUCCAUGCUUGGGAAGCAUUUGACAAGGGACAAGAUGUUCACAUGCAAGCAGCUCCAUCCCAAGCUGAGUUGCUCUAUAAGAAUUUCAAGGUCAUGAAGGAGAAAUUGAAAUCACAAACGAAGGAAACCAUUAUUGAGAAGUAUGGCAAUGCAGCCGAUGAGGACAAACUUCCAAGAGAACUUCUGUUGGGUCAGAGCGAGAGGCAAGUUGAGUAUGAUCGUGCUGGUAGAAUAAUUAAAGGGCAGGAAGCAGCACUACCCAGGAGCAAGUACGAAGAAGAUGUUUACAUUAACAACCACACAACUGUUUGGGGUUCAUGGUGGAAGGAUCACCAAUGGGGCUACAAGUGCUGCAAGCAGACAAUACGGAAUAGCUAUUGCACUGGUGCUGCUGGUAUUGAGGCUGCUGAGGCUGCAAGUGAUCUUAUGAAAGCUAAUAUUGCCCGUAAGGAGGCUGCUGGAGAGGAUCCUACGCCUGUGGAGGACAAAAGGCUUGCUACAUGGGGUACUGAUGUCCCAGAUGACCUGGUUCUGGAUGAAAAAUUGCUUGCUGAUGCACUCAAGAAGGAGGAUCUAAGAAAGAGAGAAGAGAAAGAUGAGAGGAAACGCAAAUAUAAUGUUAGAUGGAAUGAUGAUGUUACUGCAGAGGAGAUGGAGGCAUACAGGAUGAAGAAAGUACAUCAUGAUGAUCCAAUGAAGGAUUUCUUACACUAAGCUCAAGAGGACUAAAAGGCCCAAAUUUUCUUUGUUACAAGUUAAAGCAAAAGGAAUGCAUCUCUUUCUAUGAAUCCACAAGCCUUUCCAUUGUUUUCUUGCUGCCAACUGGAAGGGGCAGAAUGGAUUGAUGGUCGAAGUAUUUUGGUCUGUACAGCUUUGUGGCAAGUUAAUAAUGUAAACAACAUUAUUUAGCUUAUGGAAUUCAAAUCUGUUGUAUUGACUCAAUACUGUUAGUUGACUGGUUUGUUUUGUUAACCACGUUGAUGGUUCUGGUUGGCGCAGUUAGUAUAAGGUUGUAGGAUCUUGUCCAAAAGCCCAAACAUAAGUGGGAAGUGUAGUGUAUGAGAAAGAAAAAAAACAUUUUUGUGUUGUAAUUGUUCAACUACCUCGAUCUAAGGUCAAACCUCGAAUUCCAAGAUAGCUUAUAGGCUUGGACUUUGAAGUUUGAAGAAGCUGGUCUGGUCGACAGAUUAAGGAAUGAAGUUUAGAACACGUUUUGCUGACUACGAUGAAGAAGACAAGAAAAUAAUGUUACCAAUUGAUGUUGGUCAUUUCCCACUGAUUGUUCAAAGGUUAACAACCUCUUAUCUAUGUUAUGGGCUCAGUUUUCUUUAUGUAUCUUUUUAUCGACUCCAGGUUUUUGCUGUUCUGUAACAUCAUGCUUUUUCACUCAUAAGGGAAUUACACUUGGUAAACACUAUCAUGUAUUCAAGUCAUGUAUGUUUUGACCCAGGUCAAUAGGAUGAAGCUUCUUUGCAUGGCUGUAACUUGAUUUAUGAGUAGUAAUAGGUUUUUAUUAGCCUUCGAAAGAAAUAUUGUUUUCCAAAGUAAAAAUAGGCAUUACAUAGCUUAUCUAUAGUAGCUUGGACAAUAUGCUUUAUCUGAACUUCAGGUUCUAUUAAUCUUUCUAAAUUGUAGAUGAUCAAUGCAGUUACUUGUUAUUAUUCAUGGUCUGAAUAUGAUAUAAGAUUAUUUGUCAUUUUGUUGUACACCUUAAGCAUUUUAAGUUAGAGACCUUGAAGCAUUCCAUCUAAUUAUUGGUAAUUUUUUCUUUUAUCUCUUGCAACCACAGGGUGGGAGGCAGAGGAUGGGGGGGUGGUUAUUGGGUUUCAUUGAAAUGACAAUAAAUUUAAAUAUACAAUAUAUGUUGCAUAGUUUAACUGCGGUAUUGGACAAGGAUUUUCAAUUAGGCAUUAUGAUUUAGGAGACAUGAUUUAAGUCCAUGUAAAUAAAUUCAAUGUUAUACCCAAAAGAAGCAAAGAAAAUCUUUAUUUUCAGAACAUAAAUAUGUAAUACUUUGUCUGAAAUUGUGUUGUCAGCAAGUGACUCUUUAUGUGGUUAGUUGUCCUUAUCAUCUGGAAGGAUUGAAUCAAUUGCUUCUUCUACCAUCUUGAUGGCUUCAAUCUGUUGGAGUUCAACUUCUGGAUCAGCUGCAACAUGGUCCUUGCAUUGCAUAUCUUCAUUAGUCAGUUGUAUUUUCAUAAGAGAUGGAAUUUCUUCGUUCUGCUGCUUUCGUACCCUGACACUCUCUUCUACCUCAUCAACUCGUCAAGGCAAAUAGGCAAUCCGCACAAAGACCACCGGAACUGCUAGGAUGAGGUGCUUUCGUCAUGUUCCUCGCCGAUUCAACACCGGUUUCAGAGAUGGUACUGAAGCUGCACCUCCGAAGAAUAACAGAAUACUUGCGAAAUAUAUUUGUUCCACUAUCCUUAUGUAAACCUUUCACUAAUAUCACAAUAUUCAUUUCAUGCUAAUUCAUCAUCCAUUUUUUCUUAACUAAUAUUAAUUUU
Messenger RNA from Abrus precatorius (Indian licorice), 3586 nucleotides. RefSeq names its product pre-mRNA-splicing factor SLU7-A. Gene Ontology annotation, biological process: mRNA splicing, via spliceosome. Gene Ontology annotation, molecular function: pre-mRNA 3'-splice site binding. The record is from RefSeq and is a predicted model, not a curated record. NCBI's taxonomy places the organism in Eukaryota, Viridiplantae, Streptophyta, Magnoliopsida, Fabales, Fabaceae. The transcript is spliced from 9 exons. Gene Ontology annotation, cellular component: spliceosomal complex. The coding region runs from base 189 to 1793 and encodes 534 amino acids.